This is a messenger RNA of Panicum virgatum (switchgrass), 1167 nucleotides long. RefSeq names its product bifunctional bis(5'-adenosyl)-triphosphatase/adenylylsulfatase FHIT-like. The transcript has 3 exons. Lineage: Eukaryota; Viridiplantae; Streptophyta; Magnoliopsida; Poales; Poaceae. The record is from RefSeq and is a predicted model, not a curated record. Bases 544 to 867 code for a protein of 107 amino acids. Gene Ontology annotation, molecular function: catalytic activity.
UGCAAUUAGGCUUUGUAAAGGAAACUACCACAUUGCAUCCAUUUUUAUCAGUUAGUGUUCUGCAGAUUUUUCUUAACCAUGUAAACCUUUCUUAUGCAGGUCAUAUCCUUUUAUUUCAGUAAAGCUGGUACAACACUUUCUUGGAAGCUAAUUUUUGGGCAGUUUGGCAGUUUUUACCACUCACAUGCCUCUGCACUCACAUUCCGGUGCUGCCUUUUUCUCUGCGGGCAACUAAUUAAUGGAUUGCUGGUACUCCAGUAAGGUUCAUGAAGAGCACCCACAAACAAAUAUGACUCUAUCAAAUAAACUGAGCAGUGGAAGUUUCUGUGAAACCUUUGCAUUGGUUCUCUUCUUUUUACACCUGUUUUUCAGUUGUUCUAGGGGAUCACAUCACACACAAGUUUUAUUUGGCUUGAAGUUUGAUGCAUCACAUAUUGCGAAUAUUGUGUUAUUCUAUAUGCAUCACUUUUUUCCCUUGACAAUACAUACAUGUUCUUGUGUGCCCCAAGCGUGAAGUCAAAAGAUUUGCUGAUCUAAGUUCUGAUGAGACAAGUGACUUAUGGGUUACUGCAAAGGAAGUUGGUGCACGUCUUGAGCAGUAUCAUAAAGCAUCUUCACUUACCUUUGAUAUUCAGUGAUAUUACUUAUCAGGAUGGUCCUGAAGCUGGCCAGACAGUUCCACAUGUCCACAUUCAUGUCAUCCCGAGGAAGAAAGGGGAUUUUGAGAAAAAUGAUGAAAUAUAUGAUGCGAUUGAUGUGAAAGAGAAAGAAUUGAAGGACAAGCUUGACCUGGACAUUGAGAGGAAAGAUAGAAGCAUGGAAGAAAUGGCUCAUGAGGCCAAUGAGUACCAUGCUCUUUUCUCCUAGAAUUAACUCUAGUAUAGUGGUUAGUUUCAAAGUUGAGCUGACUGUUUGCUAUAAAUAAGCCUUGCUGCUUCUUGUUCUCCAUUGUUGCAAUCCAGUAUCAUUUAACUGAUAUGGUGUUGGACUGGUGUUCAGUGGUGUGAACUAGAAUGAUGCUAAUGUGAUAUGUUUAUGUACUAUGAACAAAUAGUCAUCUCUUGUAAGGAUUGCGUUCUUACGGGCAAACCUUCUAGAUUAGAAACUAGUUUUGAUGUACUACAGAGCGUCAGCUGUUUGCUGGAUGAAGUAUAUCUUUACUGCAAA